UACAAUUACGGAGACUCAGACUGGCCAUGGCGAGUCAAGCCUUUGAAUCAAGCAUCAACUGAAUCCUCUGAUAAAAAGCCAUCCAUCAGUUUGGGUCCGCAGAGAUCGCCCCAUUGUGCUGCUCCUGUUUCUUCACCUGGAUUGGACGAGGUGAACAGCAGUGGUCCACAUAAGCAGUCAGGCAAAGCAAGAACAUCAAGAAAAACGAAGCGGUUUCAAUCAAGACUGGCAAAAUUAAGAAAACAUCAUGAAGAUUGCUAUGAACGUUUUAACAGAGCAGAAAUUGAAAAUGGAACGCAAUAAGAUUGCUAAACAGCUAUCACAAAAAGAUUGUUUGUCAUCCUUAGUCGCGUCCACAACUGAUGCAUCCACUUCAUCGGCACCCUGUGCUGUGUCCACCUCUGUGAUGACCUCAUCACCGUCACCAUAUUACCGGUUACCAGAGGGGACACUGCAGUUGGCAAAAAUGAGUAAAGUCCUAAUUGCCAUGGAGAAAGGAACACUGUCGGACUUCAAAGGAAAGAAACUUGACGACAUUGAAAUUGACCCAAAUGAGCAACUUGAGGCUCAAGGUGAUUCCAUGUCAAGUGAUGAGGAGGAUUACAGUGACGUAUCUCAGACAACCGCACCAGCAGAGACUGAUCCACCUGUUCAAUCUGAUCAAUCCGGUUCACAAGAGGAUCAAGGUUCUUCAAAUGCUCCAAAAAAGAAAUGGGAGGACAAUGAGGUAAAAGCAGUAGAGAGACACAUGAUGAAGUUCAUCAAGACAUGCAAAGUUCCUGGUAAGCAAGACUGUGAAAGAUGCAUUCACGCAGAGCCAGAAGCUUUGAAGCAGCGAACAUGGACUCGUGUGAAAAAUUAUGUGCGGAACAGGAUCACGACUCUUAAAAGAAAGGGUGGUUUGUGAGGAGGCACAAACACAAAAACACUUCAGUGCCUUUUAUAACUUCUUUACUGUAAAAAAAAAUAUAUAUAUAAUAUAUAAUAAUACUGUAAAAAUAUAAUAUGAUGUGGAAAGUGUUAAAAGUAUUAUUUAACUUAUUUGUGUGAAGAGAGUGGCUCAGCUAGUGACCAGCUCAUAGAGAACUGGAUGAUCAAUUGAAUCAUUGAAGGUGCUGUACAUUAAAGUUGUUAGCAGAAGACUGUACUGCGAUGUUGCAUAAACUAAUCAAAAAUACUUUUCUUUAACUGCCCCUUUUAACAUGCUUAUACAUUUUAAAGAGUGAACCGUUUAUUCCAAGUAAAAUAAUCCCAUAUUAGCUCUUAUAAAUAUAUUUUACAUGCCAUCUUAACACUUCUAAGCACAUUCUCUUUUUGUAAGAAAUGGAGGAAAAUGAAAAUAGAAAUUGUUUUGAGGAUGGAAUGAAACAGAAUAUCAAGAAAGACAGUAUAAGAACGCUAAUGAAGAAAGAAUAGUUCAUUUUCAAUUAGGGCUGGGCGAUAUAUCGCAUGCGAUUGUCACGCGCAUUUCGUCAGUAAAGCCGGUUCCCUGAUUACCGCUAAAUCGCCAUCACCUGCUUUCAAAUGGAGCGGCAUUUAA
Megalobrama amblycephala (Wuchang bream) is the source of this 1540-nucleotide messenger RNA. RefSeq lists its product as uncharacterized. The transcript has 7 exons. The record is from RefSeq and is a predicted model, not a curated record. Lineage: Eukaryota; Metazoa; Chordata; Actinopteri; Cypriniformes; Xenocyprididae. Bases 248 to 907 code for a protein of 219 amino acids.